Messenger RNA from Talaromyces rugulosus, 1587 nucleotides. RefSeq lists its product as uncharacterized. Gene Ontology annotation, molecular function: 1,3-beta-glucanosyltransferase activity. Bases 1 to 1587 code for a protein of 528 amino acids. The record is from RefSeq and is a predicted model, not a curated record. Gene Ontology annotation, cellular component: cytoplasm; fungal-type cell wall. Gene Ontology annotation, biological process: fungal-type cell wall (1->3)-beta-D-glucan biosynthetic process. The transcript is spliced from 2 exons. Lineage: Eukaryota; Fungi; Ascomycota; Eurotiomycetes; Eurotiales; Trichocomaceae.
AUGAAGUUGUCCGUCCUUGCCGCCGGCGCUUUGCUCGCUGGCAGCGCCAUGGCCUCACUAGAUCCUAUCAUCUCCUACGGAAGCAAGUUUUUCUACAAGACAAACGGAACCCAGUUCUAUAUCCGCGGUGUUGCCUACCAGGAGCCAUCGACCAGCUCGUCCAGCUUCAUUGAUCCGUUGGCAGAUAUCUCUACCUGCGAGCGUGAUAUCCCCUACCUGACGGCCAUCCGCACCAACACCAUCCGUGUCUAUGGCGUACAGGCCAACAACACUCAUGACGACUGUGUCAAUGCAUUCGCUGAUGCUGACAUCUACAUCAUUAUUGACCUGGGCUCUCCCACCGAGGCAAUCAACCGUGACAGCCCUACUUGGGAUACUAGCCUGUACCAGCGCUACACCGACGUCAUUGACGCCUUUGGCAACUACACCAACGUGAUCGGAUUCUUUGCCGGAAACGAAGUCUCCAACACGGUCAACACGACUGCUGCUAGUGCAUUUGUCAAAGCCGCCGUUCGCGACUCCAAGGCUUACGUCAAAGAGAAGGGCUAUGAGAAGGGUGUCGGCUACGCUGCUGCCGACGCCUCGAGUAUUCGUGACAACCUGGCCGACUACAUGAACUGUGGUACUUCCGAUGACUCGGUCGAUUUCUUCGGUGACAAUGUUUACGAGUGGUGCGGUGACAGUGCCACCUACACAAGCUCGGGCUACAACAUAAUCAACCAAAACUUUUCCACCUACUCGGUACCUUACUUUUUUGCCGAGUACGGUUGUAACAGUGUCUCACCUCGUACUUGGAACAACAUCGAAGCCAUGUACGGCUCUGACAUGGAAGACAUGCUUAAUGGCGGUAUUGUCUACGAGUACUUUCAAGAUACUAAUUCAUAUGGACUGGUUUCUGCUACGGGCAGUAGUGUCAGUAAGCUUUCUGACUACACCUCUUUCUCCAGCGAAAUCGCCAAAGCUACCCCUACUGGAACGGUGAAAUCCAAAUACACGCCGACCAACACUGCUCUUCGUUCCUGCCCAACAGUUGACGCCACCUGGCAAGCUGCUUCUGCUCUUCCUCCGACGCCCGACGCUAGUCUCUGCGAGUGCAUGUAUAACAGCUUGACCUGUGUUGUCCGAGAUAGUGUGGAUACUACGGACUACGGCGACCUCUUUGACUAUUUCUACGGUCUAGACGGCGGCAAGUACGUCGACGGUGUUAGCGCAAAUGGCACCAGCGGCGUAUACGGUGGUUACAGCAUGUGUUCGUCCAAGCAACAGCUGGCCUGGGCGAUGAACGCAUACUACGAAGCUCAGGACGGCUCAUCCUCUGCCUGCGACUUUAGCAGCAAGGCUUCUACCAAGGCAGCCACUUCUGCCACUGGCACGUGCUCCAGUCUGAUGGCUUCGAUUGGCACUGCGGGUACCGGAGCUGUCUCUUACACUGUUUCUGCCACUGGCUCUGGUUCUGGCAGCUCCUCCAGUUCUUCUGGUGCCGCUUUCCCUGUAUUUUCAUCGACUCCCAUUUUCGUCGGCAACUGGCAAUUUGGUGCGUACAUUGUGGCUGCCAUUUUCAGCGGUGCUGCCAUGCUUGUGCUUUAG